Molecule: messenger RNA, 915 nt
Organism: Lepus europaeus (European hare)
Lineage: Eukaryota; Metazoa; Chordata; Mammalia; Lagomorpha; Leporidae
Exons: 1
Coding region: 1-915 (304 amino acids)
Cellular component (GO): membrane
Source: RefSeq, a predicted model, not a curated record
AUGAACUUGUCUUCUGAGCACUGCAACGUGUCAGACUGGCUGCGGCGAGAGGCAGCCGUGAAGGCCUCUGUGUACGUGGUCGCGUUCUCCUGUGCCACGUCCAUCACGGUCGUCGUCACCACAAUCGUGUGGCAGAACCUGGAGCUGAGGAGAGAGGUCCGCUACCUCCUCCUGUGCCAUCACCUCCUGUGCAUCUCCUCCUACUGUGGCCUGGGGGUUGUCUUCCAGGGGAUGCGGGCCCUGCUGGCCAACAGUCCCCUGCUGCUGUGCUGGGUGGUGUUCGGGGCACAGCUGAGCGUUGGAGAAGGCAUCCUCUUCACUCUGGCCUUGAUGGCUCUCAACGCUUGCCUGGCCAUUUGCUGGCCACUCACGUCCCUGUCCUUGGUCGAAUCGGUCAAGUGUAGGAUUCUGGCUGGCACCUGGGCAACCAUCAUCCUCAAGAACGUUUCCCUAUUCUUCAUGGAGGGCGCCAACUCCCCUGCGGGCGCUGUUUUGAAAUCCGAACCCUUUUGCCCUGUGAUCUUGAACGGCAUUGCUGCCAGAGCUGUAGGCAUGACCUUCCUCCUCGUCCCCUUGUCUGCCAUUCUCAUCAGUUACUCUCUGAUCUACCGGGAGGGGAAGCGGGCUGGCCAUUUCAACAGGGCCAACAUCAGAGCCAGGCGGCGGGUCCUCGUCCACCUGGUGCAGAUCAGUCUACAUGUCAUACCGACCCUGCUGAUCAUAGGUCUGGGAAAGAUGUGUGGGCUGUUUUUCUUUGCUCUGAACCUGGUGCUUUUCAGUGUCUUUGCGUUUGCCCAGUGUUUUAACCCUCUGGUCUACGGGCUCCAGGAUACAGAACUGCAAAGCAGAUGGCAGGAGUGGUUGUACUGCCGGCCGGGCUGUGGGCGCGUGGUGAACAGCAGAGGGCCGGUAUAA